Molecule: messenger RNA, 357 nt
Organism: Nematocida minor
Lineage: Eukaryota; Fungi; Microsporidia
Product: transcription initiation factor TFIIA small subunit
Exons: 1
Coding region: 1-357 (118 amino acids)
Biological process (GO): RNA polymerase II preinitiation complex assembly; transcription initiation at RNA polymerase II promoter
Cellular component (GO): transcription factor TFIIA complex
Molecular function (GO): RNA polymerase II general transcription initiation factor activity; TBP-class protein binding
Source: RefSeq, a predicted model, not a curated record
AUGUUUCAACUCUACAGGGAGAGCAACAUCGGGAAGGCUUUCCAGGACACGAUAGAAGAGAAAAUCAACUCGCAGAUAAUUACUCCGCAGCAGGGAAAUGCUUUGCUGGAGAAGUUUGACACUGCGGUAGAGCAGGUUUUCAAUAGAAGCGUCCACAAUAAAAUGAGCUUCAAAGCGUCAAUAAUAAGCUACAAGAACUUUGCAGAUGUUUGGACUUUUGUUGUUAAAAAUUUUGUUAUGACAAUCAACGACGAGCUGGUGCGGGCGGAUAGAGUGAAAAUUGUAGCAUGCGAUGCAAAUAUAAACAGUGAAAGAACGACGCGCGGAAAAGCACCGGACAAGAAGAAAACAUUUUAG